Molecule: messenger RNA, 996 nt
Organism: Entelurus aequoreus (snake pipefish)
Lineage: Eukaryota; Metazoa; Chordata; Actinopteri; Syngnathiformes; Syngnathidae
Gene: olig2
Product: oligodendrocyte lineage transcription factor 2
Molecular function (GO): protein dimerization activity
Source: RefSeq, a predicted model, not a curated record
CUGUGCAGCCGUCGAGCGAGCCCACGAGUGGAUUUGUCGUGUCGUCACUUUGCAGACAACUAACGGUGCGCAUGCGCGAUGGAGUCGGACGCGAGCCGCGUGUCCAGCAGGCCGUCAUCCCCGGAGGGAGACGACCUCUUCACGUCCGCCCUGCAGCGCACGUCCGCGCACGGCUUCCCGGGGGCCGUGUCGUCCACGCAGGGCGACUCUCCGUCCCCCCACCACCACCACCACCACCACCACCACCUCCCCCACCACCACCACCACCUGCUGCACGGCAGCGGCGGCGCGCACCUGCUGCGAGGCCUGUCGGAGGAGGACGCGCUGGCCCUGCACGCGGCCUCCAAGAAGGAGCGCAAGCUGAUGUCGGAGAACGAGCUGCAGACCAUCCGCCUGAAGAUCAACAGCCGCGAGCGCAAGCGCAUGCACGACCUGAACGUGGCCAUGGACGGCCUGCGCGAGGUCAUGCCGUACGCGCACGGGCCCUCCGUGCGCAAACUGUCCAAGAUCGCCACGCUGCUGCUGGCCAGGAACUACAUCCUGAUGCUCAGCAGCUCCCUGGACGAGAUGAAGCGCCUGCUCAGUGACGUCUACGGCGGCGGCGCGCACGCACACGCCGGCUUCCACGCGGCCGCCUGCGGGACUAUGAGCCACGCGGGGCCAGUGCCCGCGCACGCCCCCGUGCACCACCACUCGCUUCUCCCGCCGCCUCCACCGCCUCCUCCCGCCGCCGCCGCCGGUGCAGUCCGGCCGCACGGACUCCUCAAGGCCCCCGCGGGCCCGGCCUUCCAGCACUGGGGGGUCGCGGCCGGUCUGCCGUGCCCGUGCAGCAUGUGCGCGGUGCCGCGCCUGGCGGGAGACUCCAAGUGACGACGGCGGGACUUUUUUUUUAACUUGUUGGCCUUUUCCCGGGAAGUCACGAGCGCAUGGCGGGAAAGUUAACUUAUUCACACAAAAAGCUGUAAAUAAAUGUACAUUUUUCUACAUCCACGUAAA